Miniopterus natalensis is the source of this 2183-nucleotide messenger RNA. It is a transcript of the gene CCNA2, whose product is annotated as cyclin A2. Gene Ontology annotation, molecular function: cyclin-dependent protein serine/threonine kinase regulator activity. Gene Ontology annotation, biological process: mitotic cell cycle phase transition. Lineage: Eukaryota; Metazoa; Chordata; Mammalia; Chiroptera; Miniopteridae. The record is from RefSeq and is a predicted model, not a curated record.
GCACGCUGCUUGGCGCCGCAGGCUGAUCCCGCCGCGUCCUCGGGAGCUGUGAUGUUGGGCAACUCUGCGGCCCGCGCGGCGGGCUCGGCGCCGCACACUUCGCAGCAGACGGCACCCCACGAGGACCAGGAGAACAUCAACCCCGAGAAGGUGUCUCCCGCCCAGCAGCCCCGGACCCGGGCCAGGCUGGCGGUACUGAAGGCCGGGAACCAGCGAGGUCCAGCGCCGCCGCCGAGGCCCAAGACGCGACGGGUUGCACCCCUUAAGGAUCUUCCUGUAAACGAUGAGCAUGUCAUUGUUCCUCCCUGGAAAGCAAACAAUAAACAGCCUGCAUUUACCAUUCAUGUGGAUGAAGCAGAAGAAGAGUCUCAGAAGAGCCCAGGUGAAUCUAAAGAAACAGAAUGUGAAGAUGUCCUGGCAUUUAAUUCAGCUAUUACUUUACCUGAACCAAGAAAACCACUGGUGCCUAUUGAUUGUCCAAUGGAUGGUAGUUUUGAGUCACCACACACUAUGGACAUGUCAGUUGUGUUGGAAGAUGAAAAGCCAGUGAGUGUUAAUGAAGUGCCAGACUACCAUGAGGACAUUCACACGUACCUUAGGGAAAUGGAGAUUAAAUGUAAGCCUAAAGUGGGUUACAUGAAGAAACAGCCAGACAUCACCAACAGCAUGCGGGCCAUCCUCGUGGACUGGUUAGUUGAAGUAGGAGAAGAGUAUAAACUCCAGAAUGAGACCCUGUACCUGGCCGUGAACUACAUCGACAGGUUCCUUUCCUCCAUGUCCGUAUUGAGAGGAAAACUCCAGCUUGUGGGCACCGCUGCUAUGCUCUUAGCCUCAAAGUUUGAAGAAAUAUACCCCCCAGAAGUAGCAGAGUUUGUGUACAUUACAGAUGAUACCUAUACCAAGAAACAAGUUCUAAGAAUGGAGCACCUCGUUCUCAAAGUCCUUGCUUUUGACUUGGCUGCGCCAACAGUAAAUCAGUUUCUCACCCAAUACUUUCUGCACCAGCAGCCUGCAAACUGCAAAGUUGAAAGUUUAGCAAUGUUUUUGGGAGAGUUAAGCUUGAUAGAUGCUGACCCAUACCUUAAGUACUUGCCGUCGGUCAUUGCCGGAGCGGCCUUUCAUCUAGCACUCUACACAGUCACGGGACAGAGCUGGCCUGAGUCCUUGGUACAGAAGACUGGCUAUACCCUGGAGAGUCUGAAGCCUUGCCUCCUGGACCUUCACCAGACCUACCUCAGAGCGCCGCAGCACGCACAGCAGUCCAUCAGAGAGAAGUACAAACACUCCAAGUAUCACGGUGUUUCUCUCCUCAUCCCACCGGAGACACUACAUGUGUAACAGCGAAAGACUGACUUUGUUUUCUGAGUUAAAUCAAAGUCUAUGGUGUACAGUUUUUAUCUUAGGUUUUAACUUUACAAUCAUUUCUGAAUACAAAAGUUAUGGUCAACUACAAAUUAUGGUCUCUAUUCCUUUUUAAAUGGUUUUAAUUUGUAUAUCUUUUGUACAUGUAACUAUCUUAGAUUGUGGCUGAUUGUAAGUGGUUUUGUUAAAGUAUUAAGGAUGCCAGCUGUCAGGAGAGUAAGAAUUAAUAAAUUGAUUUGGAAAACUUGGUUUGUAAGUCAAAUAAUUUGACUUCAGGGUUUCAGUCAGAAAAAUUAAUUUCUCCUAUGGAAGGCUUCUAAAAUUUAAAAACUUGAACUAUUUUAUAGUUUCAGGAAAACAGACAAUAGUUCUGACCCUCAUUUUCCCGAGCGUCUGGACUGUUUGCUGGCGCACAUGACCUAAGCAUGUCUGGGGUAAAUCUGCUUAUUUACCAGCCAUGAUGAUCCUCUGUGCACCCUAAGAAAAUGCUCCUCCAUUCCUUGUAGACUUUGACACUUGGCUGAAGUGAAAAUUAUUUAAAACCUUGUUAAGUUUUCCAGAGGGUUUAUUAAGAGCAUAAUGUAAAAACUAAAGAAAUGACUAGAUUUUUAAAUGGAUUUGUGAAUAAAAAAUUCCCAAGGUUGCUAGCACUUAAAUAAAUAUCCUUUUAAUAGUUAUAUACACAAAGACAACCACGUGAGCUUUAAUUGGCAGUUUUCUUCUUUCUUCUCUUUUUCACUAGCUUUUUACUUGGUGCUUUGUCUUGUUUUGCACUGACAGUCUGUAUUCUGUGAAUAAAGUAAAUUAACAGUUUACUAACA